Diachasmimorpha longicaudata is the source of this 1708-nucleotide messenger RNA. It is a transcript of the gene cib, whose product is annotated as thymosin beta. The record is from RefSeq and is a predicted model, not a curated record. Gene Ontology annotation, cellular component: cytosol. Gene Ontology annotation, biological process: actin filament organization. The coding region runs from base 1 to 510 and encodes 169 amino acids. NCBI's taxonomy places the organism in Eukaryota, Metazoa, Arthropoda, Insecta, Hymenoptera, Braconidae. The transcript is spliced from 5 exons. Gene Ontology annotation, molecular function: actin monomer binding.
AUGUCGAAUCCCGUGAGCCCAUCGUUGAAGGACCUUCCCAAGGUCUCGCUGGACCUGAAGAGCGAGCUCGAGGGCUUCAAACACGACUGCAUGAAGAAGGCGCCCACCAUCGUGAAAGACGUUCUGCCAUCCGCAGAAGACGUGCGACAGGAACGACAGCAUUCAGACUUGAUUCACGACGUGGAAACGUUUAAAACUGGAAAAUUGAAGCACGCAGAUACGAAAGAAAAAAUAAUAUUGCCAAAUGCAAAAGACGUUGCUGCUGAGAAGACACAGCAGACUCUUCUAUCUGGUAUUGAGGCGUUUGAUACGACCAAGCUGAAGCACACAAAAACUGAGGAGAAGAACCCCCUUCCCGACAAGACCGCUAUUGAGCAGGAGAAAGGAAAGCAGCAGUUCAUUUCCGGGAUCGAGAACUUUGAUCCAACCCAGCUGAAGCAUGCUGAGACACUGGAGAAGAAUCCCUUACCAACCAAAGAGGCUAUCGCCGAAGAGAAAAUAGCAGCUUAAAUGUUCCACCAUCGUAUUAAGAAUCAUCGAAGCGUUUGCCCGACAUUUUCAUAUUUCUUUUCAUUUAUCUAACGUCUUAAUGAGUUACAAAUAUGUUACCACAAGCAAAAGUGUGAAAAUGCGAAGAAGAAAUCAUCAUCGCGUUGGAGCGUUAGCGAACACGACAACAAGGACAAAAAGUGUCGGCGGAAUUAUUUAAAAUCGCUUAUUAGUGGUAAAAAAAAUGUUAUUUAAAAUUUUUGAUUCAAGAGAAGAUGAACAACAUGAAAGUUAACUGUCACUGCUAAAAAAAGGCUGUCAAAAACACUGCCCGAAUGGCCAGUAUUUAUCCCAACGGAAUUGGUGCAAUUUGAUAGAUCUGCGUAUUUUUAUAUGAAUCCCAGGGUCUUCUCAAGUCAUUCAAUGCCACAAAUGCGCAGGAAAUUGGAUUAAUAAAAUCAUUUCAGUAACAAAUGAUUGAAUAAAAUGAGAUGAGUAGAGUCAACCUGAUGAUGAAUUUCCUUAUCAUGAAUAUCGUUGGAUCUGAAUGAGAAUGGGGACUUUCCGUUGAAAUCUUUUCUAUGGAGAAUUUGAAAAACUAGACUGGAGAAAAGGUUAUUACAACCAUAUUUAUUUUAUCGAAACAGUUUCAUUGAAUUAAAAAAUCUAGAAAACAUUCUCCCUAUCCCGGGAAGUUAAUAAUCUUAACUGAAUGCACGGAAAUAUUUUGACGAAUGAAUUUGGUAAAAUAUUAUUGCUCUUGAUGAGCAUCUGGAGAUCUGACCCCAAAUAGGGACAGUCUCAUGAGAAGUUUUUUUGCAGAGCAAAUUAACAGUAUCAAAAAAUUUUGAUAGCUCUUGUCAAUUCCGACCUAUUCUUUAAAGAAACUGAACGUAAAAGCUUUCUGGGGUAAUCGCUCAUCUCGUUAUAAUUCACACUUGAGUACUGAGUUCUUCCCCCUCCGCACAAAUUUAUCAUACUCCAAUCAUGCUAAAAAUACAAAUUUUGAUAAUGUAAUCGAUGAAUAGCUGAAACAGCAUAAUUUUACAUGCGUUUACAGAUGUAUUUGAUUGGUAGAAGGUUGAUAUACUUUUGUAAGAAUUUCAUAUUUUAUAUAACGGGCUAUUGUACUUUUUUAACAAUUUUUUAUGCACUGCAUAUUGUCCUAAUGAAGUAAUUUCGAUGAAUAAAUGAAGAAAACAUCAUUUGUAUGGAAAAA